UCACUCUCCACCAUGGCGUCCUUGUUGGAUGAUCGGGACAUGCAGAAUGUGCGGCGUCGGUUUGAGCAGCAGGCCGAGUCCUUCCUGAGGGUGACAGAGGCCGAUAUCGAUGACGAUGAAAAAAAAAAGCAAAAGCCUCUCCCUAGAAUAAACCUCCAUUCGGUGUUUUGGAUAUUGGCAGCAGUUGCUGUGACACACUAUGUUGACUUCCUACCAGUUGUCCAAGGCAACUUACAAGAAGGCUGUUCCUGGCUUCUAGUUGGUGCAGUGUCUCUGGUUGUCAGCAUGUCUAUUGCACUCUAUUGCAUUGUUUAUCUGGAAUGGUUUAGUGGGAUUUGUGAUUAUGAUGCCAAGUACCCAGGACUUGUACCAGUCGCAAUUGUAACUUUCCUAGUAGCUGCAGUGUGCUUCAAUGCUUCCUUAUGGCAGGUGUGGUCAUUUUUUACCCCAGUGAUAUUGUUUACACAGUUUAUGGGUUUUGUAAUGCUGGUCUCACUGCUGGGGUGAACAUGGAGAAGUUUGUAGCUGUUGCUGGAAGUGAAGGUGGAUUUGGAAUGGUGUUCUAUCUCACUUACAGUGAUCAUCUAUUUUCUGAUGAUGUGUCAGCAUUUGCACAUGGAGCAGAUGAUUCAGAAAAGCUGCAAUCUCAUCUGAGGAUACCAGUUACCAAUUACCAUUU
This is a messenger RNA of Nanorana parkeri, 679 nucleotides long. RefSeq names its product transmembrane protein 128 (gene TMEM128). Bases 13 to 507 code for a protein of 164 amino acids. The record is from RefSeq and is a predicted model, not a curated record. Lineage: Eukaryota; Metazoa; Chordata; Amphibia; Anura; Dicroglossidae. The transcript is spliced from 5 exons.